Lachancea thermotolerans CBS 6340 is the source of this 924-nucleotide messenger RNA. RefSeq names its product Hmx1p (gene HMX1). The transcript has a single exon. Bases 1 to 924 code for a protein of 307 amino acids. Gene Ontology annotation, molecular function: heme oxygenase (decyclizing) activity. Gene Ontology annotation, biological process: heme oxidation. NCBI's taxonomy places the organism in Eukaryota, Fungi, Ascomycota, Saccharomycetes, Saccharomycetales, Saccharomycetaceae. The record is from RefSeq and is a predicted model, not a curated record.
AUGACAACAAUUCCUUCACCCACCGACGUGGGCGCACUGGCAAACCGCAUCAAUUUCCACACUCGAGACCAGCACAACAAGAUUGACAAGCAGAUGAGCGCGAAGUUUGCCUUCGCAAUGAAACACGGCUUUAUCUACCGCCAGGGCGUUCUGGCGUUCUUCUACGUAUUCCAGGCAAUAGAGCAGGAGCUGGACCGGCUGCGGCAGGAGGCUCAAACACCAGAAGAGGAGCAAACGCGCGACAUUCUGAACCAAUUCUGGACCGAAGAGUUCCGCCGAGCGCCACGGAUCCUGCAGGAUCUCGAACUCCUCUACGCAAAAGAAUUCCCCACCAGCGCGAGCCUGAGGACUUUCCUGGAGGAGACCACAUUAGCACCUGAGCUGCAGGGAUUUGUCGACUACGUACACGCCAGUAUAAGGUCGCGUCCCACUGCAAUCUUGGCGUACUGCCACGUGCUGUACUUAGCGCUCUUCGCUGGCGGCCGUGUUAUGCGCUCAACAAUCUACCGGUCAACGGGGCUUUUCCCCAAAUUUCCCAAUUUGACCACCGAGGAGGUCGUUCGCCGCGGAACCAACUUCUUUACUUUUAGUGACGCCGGCGUCCAAGCUGAGAACCAGCUGCGCAAGAACUACAAGCGCGGGUACGAGCUGGCUACACGCCAGGGCCUCACAGAGGAGCAAAAGCUCAACAUUCUGGACGUCUCAAACGCCAUUUUUGAGUGGAACACCCGCGUGGUAACCGAGAUUGGCGAGAUCAAUCGCCAGGAGCUGAUGGGUAAGCUCAGCUUCCGUCUGCUCACUUUUGUGAUCGAGGAAUGGCAAUACUCCGAUAAAUUGACGCGCAAGCAAAAGAGUCUCGUGCUGGCCACGGGUGUGGUGUUACAAAUCCUGAUGAUGUACUGGGUGUUGCGCAAGUUUUUUUAG